AUGAACCAGACCGUCAACGAGGAGCUUUCCCGCAUGGCGGAGACGCUGGAGUCCCUAAAAGCUUCUGCUAUAAACUCCAUUGAAGACGCGGUACCUAUACUAUCUCUCUUGCUCUCCAUCGCGCUUUUGGAGUCUGGCCGUCCUUUGGAUGCAGAACUGGUGUCAGAAUCUGUCUGCAGACAUAUCCUACACACUCGAGACCAUCUCUACGAGCUUUUGAAGGCGAAUAAGUACCCUUCUCCGCGCAUAAUUCAAUCUGCGUCAUUUCCUCUGCUUGUCUCUGGCUCUGCUCGCAAAUAUCUCGAAGAAACUCGGCCAUAUGUCGAGAAAUGCUCGUCUACCGGCGAGAUCUUUUCGCCUUGGCUUGGUCGCGGAAAAUACAGUGAUCCUGAUGUCGUUCGCCAUCUUGAUUCUUUGAAACUCCCCCGAACAGACGACUUGCAAAUUGCUAUGCACAAUCUCGGGAUGUUCAAACAGGACCCUGUGCUGAACGAACGCGUUGAGCGUCUGUUCUCUCCCAGCGACAAAUUUUUCAUCAACGCAUCCGGCACCGGAAAGUCCAGAUUAUGCCACGAGGGACUGUGUUCGAACUGGGGGCUUUACUUCACGUUCACACUCGGCCACAGCAAGCUGGGCAGCCACGACUUUGAGCUCGCCAUUCAAACGCAUUGUGGAUUUCGUGGAGGCUUCAAUGACACCGAGUUGGAUGAUCAGGCAAUGCGCGAGCAGAACUCUGCGUGCGCGUUACGAUAUUUUGGUGCCAUCCUGCUAGCACGGCUGCUUGUCUUUCAAAUGUUCCUGGAGACAGCCACAUCUGGCGAGGGGCUGAAAGCGGAACACAAGGCGCGCUGGCUUCAAACACAGCUGACGGCUCGCCGGUCCACGCGAGUUGGACGCGAUGCUUUUAGUUCACUGACCGACUUGCUUGUCGCCAAUGAUGCACCAUUCCUACAGUCAAAUAUCGACGGUGCUUUGCGGAAAAUACGCACAAUGAUUGGUCCUGACGAGCCUCUUUUCAUCGUCUUAGAUGAGGCUCAUAUUGCUUGCGAAACACUCCCGGACGCCUUUGGAGACGGCAAGCCCCUUCUUUGGGAAAUAAUACGCGGGUGGAAAGCUUUGACCCGAGAAACUUGCAAAUUCAUAUGCGUCGGUACCCGUAUCCCAUUCUCGAUGGUCGCCGACGGCUUUGACCUUUUUUCGGCAACUGGUUGCUUCGAUGAUCCCGACACACAUGAGGCCUAUAUCAACCAGUUUCUGCCUCCCAAGCUGCGCGAUUCGGCGUCAGGCCGACUCUUGGUCGCUCGGCUUUGGCGCUGGUGUCGCGGAAGGUACUCGUUAACUAACGAGUUCCUCUCCAUGCUCCUCCAAGAAGGACUUGAAUAUCCUCAUAAUUCUUUUUCGCAUUUCGUCGAGAAUGCGACCGAGCUUGCGCCCCUUGAUGCUCUCAAAACGAUCUUCGAAGAAGGUCUCGCGCGAGACCAUGUCUGGAAAUCAAGCACCAAUAGAAUAUCAGAUUUUUCCGAAAUCCCAUCAGACCACAAAGAGCUCUUGCUUGAGAUCCUCUAUAGCUAUAUGUCAACACACGAGGGCCGCCGUUUCAAUGCCGGCGAAUACCCUGCGUUGGUCACCAACGAAGGCUGUGCUCGUUUCAUAGACGGGGAGGAUCUUCAAAUCGGCCUGGAUGAGCCAUUAUACCUGGUUUGUGCCGCGCGCCAAUUGUUUCCGUUCCCGAUGAAGGCGUACUUGCGAGAUCGGCCACAUCACUACCCUUCGACAUUCAUCACCAGUCUUCGUCUCAACCCUCCAACAACCAGAAAGAGUCUAGCACAUUGUCUUGCGUUCUAUAUAACGCAAGUGUUCGGCGAACCGCGCUCGUUACUCGAUAUCGUCGACUUUCCGCAUGCUGUUCCGCCAUGGGCCCGUCAAACGGCCCAACUUGUGAGGUUGUUUUUGGACGAGCAGGGCGACCGCCAAUACCAGAUGGUCCUGCCUAAUGCCUACGAGUCUGUAACGCCGCUUGCGACGGUGACAACGACCUUGGAUGAAACAACUCGAUGGAUCAGCCACGAGUACGGGACUGCUUUCUGCAUACCAUCUUCUCCUAACAUCGACUUGCUCUACGCUCUCAAACUUGCGGAUAAUUCAUUCAUCUGGGUCGCUGCUCGUCUUUUUGCCACCGAUGAACCUGUAAUGCCGGACGCUCUGGAUCCUGCCAUUUCACUCUUGGAUAUCGACAGUCUUUUCGUUGAGACCACUGUGGAUUUCGCUACGUCAAGGCGUGCUGCAGACGGCUUACGAUCGCUGUCUGGAGUUCGACAACGACCUUGUGUUUUGCGCACCAUCUCCAGUUUUCCUGUCGAAGUUGACCUUCGCACAAGUGUCGAUAAACGCUUGCGGGACGUCGCAGCCCUCAGUCUCACCAAACUCCGGCUCCAAGAAUGUCAGGUUAUGCAGGAAGAUUUUUUUGCCGCUCUGGUCAACGGCGUCAUUGCUGGAACUAAACGUAAAUCUAGAUGGGAUGAUGGUUCCAUGCAUGUAGAGCGCAAGCGGGCAAGAAACAUUGUGGAGAAACUCAAAGCCGCCCAGCAGCUGGACGAGGAUGAUUUGGACUACCCAGACCCAAAUGCCCCUCAAUAUGACCCUACCAUUACUUGGGAUGUGCGAGUGGAGGACCUUUGGGAAAGGGAAGCUCGGUCUUCGUCUACUCGUGGAGCUGUCCAAGCCUUACCAUCUCCGCGCAAACCCAGAAAACAAAAAUCACAGCCUUCAAAAGCUAAACCGGAUGUGCCAGUGUCCAAGGCAAAGAGCAGCAGAAAACCACCAACAGCCCGAGCUGGGAAGCCGCAUAGAUAG
This is a messenger RNA of Mycena indigotica, 2853 nucleotides long. RefSeq lists its product as uncharacterized. The record is from RefSeq and is a predicted model, not a curated record. The transcript is spliced from 6 exons. The coding region runs from base 1 to 2853 and encodes 950 amino acids. NCBI's taxonomy places the organism in Eukaryota, Fungi, Basidiomycota, Agaricomycetes, Agaricales, Mycenaceae.